This is a messenger RNA of Oldenlandia corymbosa var. corymbosa, 1190 nucleotides long. The record is from the annotation of a GenBank genome assembly. Lineage: Eukaryota; Viridiplantae; Streptophyta; Magnoliopsida; Gentianales; Rubiaceae.
CCAAAAACGUCAGGUAAAGUACACAAACCCGCGCUCCAGAAUCCAAUUUCUGCAAAAAUUAUCACUUCUAGGGUUUUCAAAGAAUUUUCCCCAAAAUUCGACCAUUUCCGACGGAGAUUCCGACAUGGGAAGGUACAGAAGCCGAAGUCGUAGCCGGAGCUACAGUCCGGCGAGGCACAAGCAUUACGACGAGCCCCGGGACCAUCGCCGAGAACGCCGAAGCUCUCCUGCACCUUCUGGCCUUCUUGUUCGCAACAUCUCUCUCAGCGCGAGGACGGAAGAUCUUAGGGAACCGUUCGAGAGGUUUGGUCCAAUAAAGGAUGUUUAUAUACCAAAGAAUUACUACACUGGGGAGCCUCGAGGUUUUGGAUUUGUGAAAUUUCGACAUUCAGAAGAUGCUGCCCAGGCGAAGGCACAGUUGAACCAUACUGUCAUUGGCGGAAGAGAAAUAAGAAUUGUCUACGCUGAAGAGAAUAGGAAAACUCCUCAAGAAAUGCGUAAAUUGACCCGCACAAGUGACCGAGGAAGUCGCAGGCGGAGAAGUCUUUCAAGGUCUCCUAGGCGCCGUCAUGGCUCAUAUUCACCCUCCCCCUCUCCAGCAAGACGUGACUCAAGGGAUAGGGAUCGUGGUGCCAGAAAGGGCAAAUACGGAUCUAGAUCUGUUUCUCCCAGGGAAGAGAGAAGUUAUAGGUCCCAUGAGAAGUCUCCAAGGCAAUCUGGAUCCUUUUCAGACUCACCUUCUCCUCGCAAAGAGAAACAUGACAGGCCAAGCCCAGGAGGUGAUAGAGGCCACAGAGUUCAUGAUGUGGAUGGUAGGUCUCAGAGUCCUAGAAGGAUGUCACGCAGUCCAUCCAGGUCUCGUUCUAGAUCUUACAGUCCCAGAUGACGUGUUUUCUAUCAAGCUGUCUGCCUCUGAGCCUGCAGACUUCAUGCUGUUUCCUUGUUGCUCAGGAUUGCAAUGACAUUAACGUUUCUAGCUUUAAUUGGUUAGGCCUUGCGCAACUAGAUUGCAGUAAUCUGUAAUAUUUCAAUUCUGCUUAAACAUUCAGCUUUGUAAGGUUCUGUUUUCAUUUAUUCGGAUUGUUUCAGUAUUCAUAUUUCAACUGGUUGAAUGAUUAAGGUAUGAUGUCAUCUAAUUCCGAGGACUUCCAGCUUAUUUUUGCAUUUCAUAAAAUUGUACUACUUUCAGG